AUGCUAUUUAUUUAAGAAGAUGAAGAUGACAUUGGAGAUGAUAUAAACGAACCAAUUAGUAUGUAUUAAUCGCCUGUGGUCACAAAUAAUCUAAUUAAUGUUGUUGGAGUUUUCAAUUAAAACCAAGUUGCUAUAGAUCCUCCAGAUCUAAAUUCUUAAAGGAAAAAAAGACUUAAAGAGUUUUCCAACUAGUUAAUCAAAGAAAAUCCAAAAUAUAUUGCUGAUAAUUUAUAUGCAAUUUAAAUAGUUUAAGUACUAACUAAUGCAGGACUAUGCAAAAUCUCAAAUUUUGUGAAUGGUCAUUACUAGGCCCAAUUAGAAUAAAUUAUCAAAUAUGAUAAACAUAUAUAAGAUUCAAGAUAGGAUUCAUCGCUUUAUAAAUAAAUCUUUUUUAUCAAUGUAAACCCAGUGCAUAUAUGUUUCUAAGAUGGAUCUUUAGUUUUUAAAUAAAGUAAUUAUUCAUUUUAAAAUUUAGAUCCUCCUACACUGGAAAUUAAUCAAAGCCUUAAAAAAAAAUAUCAAUAUUUAUUAGAGGUCAUAAAUUUAACUAUGAGAUUAUUAGAUUCUUAUUUUAAAAAAGAUUUUUAAAGCAUAAUUGAUCAUUACAUUAAUAUGAAAGAUAACAAAUAUUCUAAUAAUAGAAUUAUAGAAUUCUUAUAAAAUGAAAUUGAAAAAAAUGCUGAAAAUUAUAAUUAUGUCUCUAAGUGGUUAGAAAUAAAAUCCAAAAUUAAACCAGUUUUAGUUAUCUAUAAAUAAAUUAAAAUCUUAGAAAAAAAAGAUGAACUCUGUGGUAGAAAAUCAUUAAAAGUUUUAUCUAAACACAUUAAAAAAAUUGAUAAAUUGUAAAAACGCUUAUACUAGGAAUAAAUUCUUUCUCCUCUAGAGUUCUUAUUGACAAAUCUAUUUGAUAUUUUUGAUUCAAUUCUAAAAUUCUAUGAAGAAAAUUAUGAAAAAGAUGUCUAAUAUUAAUAAUAACAAUUUAUCAAAAAAAAUGAAAAACUUAAAUAAAAAUAAUAAAAACCACAAAUUUAAGAAGCUUCUGUUUAAGAAUGUGAAUAAGAAUAAUUUCAAUAUUAUUUUUAGAAAAAAUAAAUUAAAUAACAAGAACACCUUGUUGAAUAAUUUGAUUGCCAACUAGAUGUUUUAAGUGGACAAUCUUAAUCCCUUAUAAAAAAAGUGAAAGAUUAAAAAUUGGAAUGA
Messenger RNA from Paramecium pentaurelia, 1200 nucleotides. NCBI's taxonomy places the organism in Eukaryota, Ciliophora, Oligohymenophorea, Peniculida, Parameciidae. The record is from the annotation of a GenBank genome assembly.